AUGUCUUCCCAUCUCUCCGCCCUCACCCUCGCCAGCGAUGCCACCGUUGUCUCCCAGUACACCCCUGACGAGUACGAGAGGACUUCCUACUAUAACGGCAUCACCGGGGACGGCGACCACCCGGAACUCGUUUACCGUUCGGAUUUCCUCACUACACCCUUCCCCAAGCCCGUCGGCAGACACGCCCAUAUCCCUGUCAAGUCGCUCCGUGGAGUCUUUGACACCCCGCUCAAUGGUGUCUGGGACACUGUCGGUCCCAAGAUUUGUGACCUGAUCAAGGCUCGGAAGAUUAACUGGUCGUCCGUCGACCCUGCCCGCUUCUUCACCCACGGACCGUUGGGAGAGGAGGAGAAGGGGAGUCUCGGUCCCGUCGUCAUAUGGGUCGGUGUCAUUCCCGGUUCUACCUCCUCCUAUAUCGCCCACGAGGUCUCCCAAGAGAUCCUUACGCUUCUCCUGAAGAAUGGAGUCGAGGAUGCUGUUGUGGAAUGGCGCGAGGCCGUCCUGCAGCGGCUGGCAGGUCCACCCCUUAUGCGCCAUGUCGGCAGCAACAAUGCCACCCACUAUGUCCGUCGCUUCCUCACUGCUCUUCUCGGCGUUCCCCUUGCGACCGCCCUUGCGACCGAAGGGAUGGAGGUGGAGGAUGCCCAGGGCGCUCUCACCCUCUGGUUCCACGAAAACAAAGACAAGGAUGGCAACUCUAGCGACAAGGUUUACGGAGUCGGCAAUUGCCACGUCCUUCGUAAGGACACCACCGUCGAGUACGAGCACAGAGGCGGCGCACCCAAGGACCACGUUCGAGUUUGCGGAAUGCAUCGAUUCCAGCGGGGCCUCGACGAGAUCAAGAAGGUCAUCGGUGACCGCGGCAUUCUCGCCGACCUUUGGGCCCGAGAGAUCGUCACCCUGCAGGCGAAGGAGAGGCAGGACGCGGAGAACGCGAAAGAGAUCCGCGCGAAUCGACGCAACUUGGAAGACGAGAACGAGGCUAUCGCCGAUCUCGAGGCCUUCUACGACGAAGUCACGAAAUACUGGUCUGACAUUAAUCUCUACCGCAACAUUGGCUACGCGAAGGUCAAGGAUGAGUUCGAGGGCAACGUCGUUGAUCUCGGGUUUAAGUAUUCUCCUCAAGAACUUUCGGCAAUGUUCUAUCCCCUGGGUGGUGGUGCGACCACGUUCAAGUUUCCUGAGGAGAGAAAGCUCAGGAUCGAGGGUUGCGCCACAAAAGAGGACCUCGCCAACCCCGCAGAGUUCGACAGCGAAGGCCAGCGCUUCCUUAUCGUUGGUAAAGACGGCAACACUACCGACCUCACCGUCGGACGCUACGCCGGCCUGGUGUCAUUCACUCUCAACGAAGUCGGCAUCGAGUCCAUCGAGCUCGGCAUCUACAACUCGGGCGUCAAGAGUGCCGAAGCCUUCUCCGCCAAGGGAGACUCGGGCUCCCUCGUCUGGCACACGACGAACGGCAAAGCUCGCAUCGUUGGCCAACUCCACUCUGGAAAUAACAAAGGCGGCUCGACCAGCAACCAUGUUACUUAUUGCACCCCUGGCUGGUACUUCCUGGAUCAGAUCAGGAAGAAGUUCAAGCACGCUGACUUCUACUGCACCAACUGGUCAACUUGA
Messenger RNA from Sparassis crispa, 1617 nucleotides. RefSeq lists its product as hypothetical. The record is from RefSeq and is a predicted model, not a curated record. The transcript has 3 exons. Lineage: Eukaryota; Fungi; Basidiomycota; Agaricomycetes; Polyporales; Sparassidaceae. Bases 1 to 1617 code for a protein of 538 amino acids.